AUGGCGCACUCUUUCGUCGUUGCAAGAUUCCUGCCUCAGCGAUCUGCUCACUGGAUAUCGCCUUAUGGUACCAAAAAAUCAGCAGAUAUCCACACCCACCCGUUCCUUGCGCUCCGCAUUUACGCUAAUGACAUGGGGUAUAGCGACCGACCCGAACACGCCCACUUGUCCAUGUUAUUCAUUGUGUCCUCAGAGAAACCCGUCGGAGCCUCCAAGAACUGCUUUUUUACUCUAGCACCUGCCGCAGAGAACUUGGAAAGGGUAUUGACCGUAACUCCCCCUCUUAGCUCCAGCGAGCGCCCAUUUUACCUUUACACAUUUCCCAAGCUCCUUGCAAACUAUACUGUCUCUGACCUCGACGUCUCGGGCGAUCGCUUCAGUGGACCUCAUCAACUGGACGAGGCAGAUUUUAAGAUAUUCUGUAAAUCGAUCUUGGAGGACGAUCAUCGCAGGGAAGUGGAACCUCGAUCAUCAGGUGGCGAUGACCCUGUUGAAGAUGGAUGGCAGACCUGGAGCGGUAGAAGUGCCAUGGGUACAGAGUACUUGCGGAAACCCAGAAGCCGUUUUUAUGAGCUUUUGGAUUGGCGAGAUCCUUCGACAUUGGCUCGUCCCUCGAUCUACAACGAACUAUUGUUGUUCAAGCAGCUCGGAUCUGACUACUCCUGGACAGGUACGACUAAAACCAUCUCAUGGCUCAAAGAAGCGCGUGCUGCGACAUGCACGAAAGAUAUUUUGCUUCAUCUCAUCGAACCCAGCAAGGUCGAUGUUCGAGGUAAAGACGCCACAAGGCUCUACUCGAUGCCUAUUCCUUUCAAUGGUGACCCGCAUGAAGACGAAGAAUCAGACGAAGGAUCAGGUUGGGGAUCUGAUGAUGAUUUCCCCGACGUUCAACGCCUUCCAAAGCCUCAGCACGCAACGCCUGCGGUUGAUGUCAGAGUCGUCGCACUUGACAUAUUGGGGACAAUCUUUGACCGCGAGGGAGGCAUCCGCAAAGCUUUGAUAUCAUUGACUCCCCUUGAUUGGAAGAAACGAACGUCACGUCAGUUGAUAGAGAUAUACAUCGAGUGCGAGACAAUCCGACUGAGGGAAGCGCCUGACGCAUCCUACUCCACCAUCGUCUACACAGCAUUGACCGAUACGUUUCUACAUCUUGGAGUCUCACCAGACAAAGAAUCUUUGGAUAAGGCUGUUGAUAUCAUAUUAACUCCACGUCUGCGGUCCGAUGCCAUCGACACUAUCCAUAUGUUGCAUAAGCGGGGAUACACCCUCGUAGGGAUUCCAUCUCUAGAUGCGGCCACAUUUACUCAGUACUUCGAACCGCAUAUCCCUCCCGAGCUCACCAUCGACAUUUCACACUCCGCAUGGGCCUCUCCUCAUGCACAAAAUCCUGCGCUUCUACCUGAGCUCCUCAAGCGCUCUCAAUGUGACCACCCCGAUAUCAAGCCUGCUCAGAUCCUGAUAGUGACGACCGGGCCGUUUCGAAUGGUAGAACCCGCUUGCACGGCGGGAUUCCCUAUCGUUCUCCUUCAAACUGCGUCCGAGGUGGAGUCUAAGGUGAUUUUGGACACCGCUACACCCACGUUGAUCAUAGAGAAUCUGUCGUCUCUGUGCGAUGCACUGGAUGAGGCUGAACUCGGCAAUCCAUCUAUUGUUCCCGCCAAACGAUCGUCUAGCAUGUACCCACCGUAUCGCGUAUGCGGCCAUUACCAGGUCACUCAUAUCAUCGACUCUGGCAGUUUCAGCACGGUGUGCGCCGCUUUCCACGUCCUCACGGGCGAGGAAGUUGCAGUCAAGCGGGAGAUGUCAAAGGGUGGCCAGCGGGAUGAGAAACGACCCGCUCUGAACGGUGAGAGCACGUCUACACGCAAGGCUACCCAGGCGGAGGAAACGUGCCUUUUGCCGUACGAGGCGCAAGUGUAUCGUCAGCUGCGUGGGUACCAGGCCAUUCCUGCGCUUCACCACUUCGAAAUGUACGGCGGGGGCUACUUUUUGAUCCUCGACCGACUCGGUGUGACGCUGGACCACCUCCGGCAGGUGUGCAGAGGAGCGCUAUCGCUGCGAACGGUUGCAAUGCUGGCCAUGGAAUUGGCGAGUAACCCUUGUGCCCCAAUUUGCGUUGAUGUGAGUCUGACGGGGAUCAUCCUACGCGAUGUGAAGCCUCCCAACCUGACGAUGGGUCGCGGCAAUCGCUCGAAUCUGCUCUACAUGCUCGACUUCGGACUUGCCAAGCCGUUUAUGAGCCCGAUGACAGGCGAGCACAACCCGUUCCGCACCGGCCUCGUGUGGGUUGGCACUGCUCGCUAUAUGAGCUACAAUGUGCACUUUGGUCGAGAACCUUCCCGACGCGACGAUAUGGAGGCGCUCGGGAACUGUCUACUCUAUCUGUUCCAUGGACGACUGCCGUGGCAGGGCAUAUAUGGACCCUCCGUUCCUGCAAAAGCAUUGCGCAUCGGGGAGAUGAAGUCGGGCAAGCCCUUCCGUGAGCUUCUUGCGCGGUCGCCGCCCGAGUUCACAGCGUACUUUGAUCAUUGCCGGAGCCUGGCGUUCGAGGAGGAACCUGAUUAUUCCCUGUUGCGAGGGAUAUUUCAGAAGAGGAUGGAUGCCGAAGGAUGGGAUGUACACGGAAAGUACGACUGGGAAGAUCCGAAGGAUUUGGAGAAGGGGACGCUGCUUCUGGAUGAAUACAAAAUGGACGUUCGCUUCGUGCAGCGCGACCUCGAGUGGUGA
Molecule: messenger RNA, 2727 nt
Organism: Heterobasidion irregulare TC 32-1
Lineage: Eukaryota; Fungi; Basidiomycota; Agaricomycetes; Russulales; Bondarzewiaceae
Exons: 7
Coding region: 1-2727 (908 amino acids)
Biological process (GO): peptidyl-serine phosphorylation; endocytosis; signal transduction
Cellular component (GO): nucleus; cytoplasm
Molecular function (GO): protein serine/threonine kinase activity; ATP binding
Source: RefSeq, a predicted model, not a curated record